This is a messenger RNA of Tripterygium wilfordii, 2099 nucleotides long. Its product is annotated as DExH-box ATP-dependent RNA helicase DExH12-like. Lineage: Eukaryota; Viridiplantae; Streptophyta; Magnoliopsida; Celastrales; Celastraceae. The transcript is spliced from 2 exons. The record is from RefSeq and is a predicted model, not a curated record. The coding region runs from base 276 to 1178 and encodes 300 amino acids.
UCUGAACCCUAAUUCACAAAACGGACUUUCUUGGGAAAGAAGAUUCAAAAUUGAAACGACAUCGUUUAGAUGCUGUGUUGACGUUUGCAUACGGCGGUGGCCGCCUCUCCUUGGUCCUCGCUUUACUUGUCAAAGUUGUCAUCGAUCACUUGAUAAUUCUCGAUCGUUAGCUCGCAUUGACCCGGAAAAUAAUCCGUUGAGACUUGCAACGAUGUGUUGCUGAUACAGAAAUUCACGUUUAGAGGGUUGGUUAAGAUUCAAUUUGAAAUAUCGUUAUGGCGCAUCUGGUUGGUGGUGCGGAGGGACACGCCCGAUUCAAGCAGUACGAGUAUCGAGCCAACUCUAGUCUGGUCCUAACCACCGACUCUCGACCGCGCGACACCCAUGAACCUACUGGGGAGCCUGAAUCUCUUUGGGGAAAGAUUGAUCCCAAAUCUUUUGGUGACCAAGCGUACAGGGGCAGACCUCCUGAGUUGGACGAGAAGCUGAGAAAAUCUAGGAAGAAGAAGGAGCGGGAUCCCCUUUCUGAACAUGUUCCUAGCAGGCAGAGCAAGAAGCGACGUCUUAGGGAGGAAAGUGUUCUUACUGCAACAGAGGAGGGGGUCUACCAGCCAAAAACCAAGGAGACCAGGGCUGCCUACGAGGCCUUGCUCAGUGUCAUUCAGCAGCAGUUGGGUGGACAGCCUCUCAAUAUAGUUAGAGGUGCAGCUGAUGAGAUUUUGGCAGUUUUGAGGAAUGAAGCCGUUAGGAACCCUGACAAGAAGAGGGACAUUGAGAAUUUACUGAACCCAAUCCCAAACCCUGUGUUUGAUAACCUUGUUUCACUUGGGAAGCUUAUUACUGAUUUCCAAGACGGAGGAGAUGCAACAGAGCCUACUGCUGCGAAUGCUGAUGAGGCCCUGGAUGAUGACGUUGGUGUAGCUGUUGAGUUUGAUGAAGAGAAUGAAGAUGAGGAAGAGGACAUCGAUCUUGAUAUGGUGUCUGAGGACGAAGAGGAUGAUGAUGAUGUGCUGGAACCAAAUGGGUCUUCAGCUAUGCAAAUGGGUGGUGGAAUUGAUGAUGAUGCUACACAGGAAGCAAGUGAGGGCAUGGGUAUUAAUGUUCAGGAUAUUGAUGCUUAUUGGCUUCAGAGGAAGAUCUCUCAAGCUUAUGAUCAGCAGAUUGAUCCUCAACAAUGACAAAAGCUUGCAAAGGAGGUGCUUAAGAUAUUGGCGGAAGGAGAUGACAGGGAAGUUGAAACUAAUCUCUUGGUUCAUCUCCAGUUUGAUAAAUUUAACCUCAUCAAAUUUCUGUUGCGGAAUAGGUUGAAGAUUGUGUGGUGCACUCGGUUGGCUAGAGCUGAGCACCGGGAAGAGAGGAAGAAAAUCGAAGAGGAAAUGGUGGGUUUGGGUCCUGAUUUGGCUGUAAUUUUGGAGCAGCUGCAUGCCACUAGGGCCACUACCAAGGAGCGGCAGAGAAACUUGGAGAAGAGUAUUAGAGAAGAGGCUCGGUGCUUGAAGGAUGAGAGUAGAGGGGAUGUGGACAGGGAUAGGAAAGGACUUGUUGAUAGAGAUGCAGAAGGUGGUUGGUUGAAAGGCCAGCGCCAGCUGCUUGAUCUUGAAAGCCUGGCUUUUGAACAGGGUGGUCUUUUAAUGGGGAACAAGCAAGCAACCCGCGCUUCGUGACAGGUUGUUGCUGUCUAAAGUGCAUGGGAAAAAUUAUAGAAGUUGUAUCAGUUGUUUUGGUAUUGUAAAUAGAUUUUGUUGAAUGGGCAACACAUCAUGGUCAUACUGGUAAUGUUUAAAUAAUAGGCAAUAUUGUGGUAAUUUUUGUUGUGGUAAUAGCGACAAUAUGCCUCCUGUCUUGCAAAAACUUUCGAGUUUUCUUAGCAAAAGAGAAAUGAUGACUUUGCUUACCCUACAUCAUGAGAUUUUUCACAGAGAUUGCAGAGUUUUGUUGGCUGCGAAGAUUAUUCAUGUGGGAAAGUUGAAGGAAGACGGAAGAUAAAAGGGCCCUGGAAUGCAAAUAGGUUUAGGAAUUGUCGAUCUUGACCUUGGUUAAUGACCUUGUUGGCAAUGUUAGAGCAAACCAAAGGAUAUAAUAGUACUUUCCUUUGCUGG